Prorocentrum cordatum is the source of this 2615-nucleotide messenger RNA. Lineage: Eukaryota; Dinophyceae; Prorocentrales; Prorocentraceae. The record is from the annotation of a GenBank genome assembly.
AGCCAUGUUGGCUCAAGGGAAUUGGUUCUGGUUUCGCAAGGGGUGUUCACACCCUCAGUUUCUAGGCUAACAGGGUUCGAAUCCUUGCGCCUCACAUAUUCGUGCUUCUGCAGUGUACCGUCUUCCUCCUUCGUGAAGUGUCGGCCUGUGGUGAAGUGUCGGCCCGUAGUAGUGUGUCAUUAAUUUGGCAGCUUGGUGUUCACAGCUUUCGGUUAGUAAUAACUUGAAAGAAAGUUGCAGCACACAGAUGGAUGCAUGCGCCGCCUUUUUCACAUCCAUAGAUUUCCUAUAUCGGCUCGAGGCGCUCCGACUAGAGGAUGCAAUCUUCGAAGGACUAGCGCCCUGGCAGGAUACGCAUAUCAUGCUGUUAUCUAUAGUUGGGAAUUUCUUUCCCAUCGGCGUCACCCGCUGCAUGGUUCUAGAUAUGUGGGGCAAACUGUCCGUUUGACAACAUCGCCAGAGGAUGCUUUGCGGAAGCGAUGCGUUGAGCAUCGUUAUGCGGCUCAGAGGAAACUCAAGAAUAUAGGAUUUCAUGCAUUGUUGCGCCAGCACCCGGAUGAUUGGGCCAUUCGCGUUUUGGACAGUUCCGAGUUUGACAACAGAAUCGACGCAUUUGCGUGGGCCCAGGACAGAGAGCUUUGUUUCAUCAAGUCGUUCGGAGGACCCCUUCAAGACAUGUCAUCAUCGCGCAGGCAAACUUUGAAUCUCACCCACGGCGGGCGAGGUAAUCCAGCCCCGUUCGCUGAGUAUCUUGAGGCCCGGACCGCAGCUGGUUGGAAUGCAUUUUUUGCGACUCUGUGCAAGUUCAAGUGUCGCGAAGGGCACGUGUUUGUUCCAGUUAAACACGUAGAAGAUGGCUACCCAUUGGGAAGAGUUGUGAGCAAUGUGCGCUGUGGCUUGUUCAUACGCGCGGACGCCGACCGCCGUUCCAAGCUUUCUGACAUUGGUUUCAUAUUCUCUGUUGAUGAGGCCCGCUGGCAGGAAUUCUUCGCCAGCUUGCAGCAGUUUCAACGCAGGGAGGCCCAUUGUGAUGUACCGUUCCGCCAUGUUGAGGACGGGUAUCGCUUGGGAAUGAUGGUGAGAUAUGUUCGAUCUCGUGGCGUCUUUGUCAAGAAACGUGUCGACAGAGUCCACAUGCUUGUGCAAUUAGGCUUCUGGUUUUCAGCGGAUGCUGAGAAGUGGGGUAAGUUGAUUCGGGCACUGCGCUCAUUUCGGGAUCGUGAAGGGCAUUGUCAUGUUCCUUCGACGUGUGUGGAGGACGGAUACAAGUUGGGUUAUUAUGCAAUCCAAGUGCGAAGUCGCAGAUACCUAGUCAAGCACGAUGCCGACCGGCGGCAAGUGUUAAUUCAAUUGGGGUUCGCCAUCAGCAUGCGAGAGGUGAAAUGGGACAAUUUUCUUCGAGCGCUCAUUGCAUUCAAAGCGAGAGAGGGGCAUUGCAGGGUUCCUCGUAGACACCUGGAGGGCGGCUACGAUCUCGGCCAACGCAUCUACCACAUCAGGUCCCGUGGUGAUUUUGUAAAGUGCUGCCACGAGCGGUGGCUAGUGUUGCAGGAUUUGGGGCUCGACCUCACAAACAAAAAAAACAACUUCCGAGAUGCCCCCAAGAAGCCCCCCAACGGUCCCAAGGAAUCACCAAUGGGCACCCGGAAUUGUAUACGUAUGGCGCGUCGCUGCAAUACUCAUUCGAGUUUAAAUUCGGCGUUUCCUUGUGCUGUUACGCGGUGAAUGCUCAGAUUCCGUCGUGGACAUUCGCACGCCCGUCCCGGCGCUGAAACGGGGGGGAGCGCAUCCGUCACCCGUGGCGUUGGCAGUGCCCGGAGGCGGGCAGAACGACACGGCAGAAAAGCCAGGCAGACGAGCAGGGCAAACAACGCAACGUCCAGUCUUUGCGUGCUCCGGACGUGCAUGCACCCCGCGAAGCGAGAGGAAUGUUGGCUUCGGGAGCGCGAUCCUCGUGUAAUUCGCAAUGGAUUCGCGCCCCGGAGCGGAAAUGUUUGUAAUUCACCAGGAUUUCCACGAUUUGUAUGACCGCACUUUUUUUCGAACGGAUGAUAUUGUUGGACACGCCGUUGAGUUGUACGAUUAUUGUCUUCCGCGCUCCUGUUUACGCGCCAGUCGGAUGCAACACUAUGCCUUUUCAACGCUGGGCCCUCGUCAAACUGGCAGGCCCAGCUGUGCUCAUUGCUUAAGGGAGGGCGCUUCUUGCAGGGGACUUGGGACAGGAGGGGACUUGGGACGGGAUGGCUUGUCGUAGCAUAGUGUGUUCAUAGUUGGUUGAUUGUUGUGCUCCUCCUCGUCUUUCUCCUCUCCCCCUUCUCCCAAUGAUCCUUCUGUGGCGGUGUUCGGUCUUGCUCGCGCCCUCCCACUCAGGGCGGAGAGGGCGGGUGAGUGCAGCCCAGGUCCUGCGCCCGUCUCACACGAACGCCGAACUUUGACAACGAGCCGCCCUUGUUUAAAUGAUUGCCAGAAUUUGAGACGAAGUUCUUUGGAUUUCAUCCAUACUUGAGCCAUACGGAUCUUUGAAUCGCUUUCAAGCUGUUGCAAACUUUCAAGACGAAUGUGCGCGGCGAGGCGGCGAGAGCCACCUGUCGACAACGGGCCAUGUUCCAUCCUUG